GAGAAGGUCGCCAUCCUCCUCUUAAACCUCGGCGGCCCCCAGACGACGGCGGACGUCGAGCCCUUCCUCUACAACCUCUUCGCGGACCCCGACAUCAUCCGGCUCCCCUCGGCCAUCGGCGGCCUGCAGACGGCUCUCGCCUGGCUCAUCGCGACGCGGCGCGCGCCGAAGAGCCGCGCCGCCUACGAAUCGAUCGGCGGCGGGAGCCCCAUCACCAUGUACACGAUGGAGCAGGGGCGGCUCCUGGAGGAGGCUUUGAACAGCGGCGGCUCGGGCGUCGAGUACAAGUCCUACGUCGCCAUGCGCUACUGGCACCCGUUCACCGACGAGGCCCUGGACAAGGCCGUCGCCGACGGGUGCACGUCGGCCGUCGUGCUGCCGCUCUACCCCCACUUCAGCAUCUCGACGACGGGGUCGAGCCUGCGGGCCCUCCUCUCGGAGAUGCAGGCGAGCCACCCGCAGCUCAUGGCGAGCCACACCGUCGUCCCCUCGUGGCACGACUCGCGCGGCUACGUGAACUUGGUCGCGCGGUUGGUCGCGGAGGAGCUCGACGGCCUCAUGCGCGACGUGGGCCCGCUCAACCCCGGCGAGCCGCCGCCGACGGUGCUCUUCUCGGCCCACGGCGUGCCCGUGUCCUACAUCGAGGAGGCGGGCGACCCCUACAAGGGCCACAUCGAGAAGACCGUGCGGCUCGUGAGCGAGCAGGCCCGGAAGCUCCACCCGCACCCGGCGUCCUACGAGCUCUGCUUCCAGAGCCGCGUGGGGCCCGUCAAGUGGCUCGAGCCCUACACGGACGCGGCGCUCGAGGCCAUCGGCGGCCGCGGGUGCGAGCGCAUCGUCGUCGUGCCCAUCUCCUUCGUCUCCGAGCACAUCGAAACCCUCGAAGAGAUCGACAUCGAGUACCGCGAGGUCGCCGAGGACGCGGGCAUCAAGCACUGGCGCCGCGCGCCCGCGCUGAACUUGGACGGCGAGUUCAUCGACGAACUCGCGCACCAGGUCACGUCCGCGGUGAACAAGCCCGUCGUGUCGUCGGUGGAGGCC
Aureococcus anophagefferens is the source of this 1041-nucleotide messenger RNA. RefSeq lists its product as hypothetical. Gene Ontology annotation, biological process: heme biosynthetic process. Lineage: Eukaryota; Pelagophyceae; Pelagomonadales; Pelagomonadaceae. The record is from RefSeq and is a predicted model, not a curated record. Gene Ontology annotation, molecular function: protoporphyrin ferrochelatase activity. The annotation marks the transcript as partial. The transcript has a single exon.